AUGAAAAGCUUCAAGAAUCUUUCCGUUGCCACGUUGUCCAUGGCGUUUUCUGUCAUGUUGCCGGUAGUACUUGCUGUUCCAGCGGCAGGAGCAAGCUAUGUGAACUGGACCAAUUUCUCCGGCACAGGUGUCAACCUUGGUGGAUGGCUAGAACAAGAAAGCACCAUCGACUCGGCCUUCUGGGCCAAGUACGGCGGCAACGCAACCGAUGAAUGGACCCUAUGCGCACAAUUGGGGACUCAAUGUKCCCCUGUUCUCACUCAACGAUAUGCAACUUAUAUCACGACCUCGGACAUCGACACGCUAGCAGCAGCCGGUGUCACCAUCCUCCGUAUCCCAACGACGUAUGCUGCCUGGGUGACAGUUCCGGGAUCCCAAUUGUUUCAUGGGGAUCAAGUCUCCUUCUUGAAAAAUAUUGCAACCUAUGCCAUUAACAAGUACAAUAUGCACAUUAUCAUCGAUGUACACAGUCUUCCUGGUGGGGUGAAUGGUAUGGCGUUUGGGGAGGCAACUGGACACUUUGGGUGGUACAACAAUGCAACUGCUUUGAAUUAUUCAUAUCAAGUCGUCGACGCUGUCAUCAGCUAUGUUCAGUCCUCUGGCUUCCCUCAGUCAUAUACAAUCGAGCCUAUCAAUGAACCAGUUGAUAACGCCGAUUUUUCGACGUUCGGCACCUCUGCAGCGCUGUCCGAUAGCGGUGCUGCCUGGGUACUACAGUACAUAAAGGGUGUUAUCGCCAAGGUACAAGCCGUCAACUCUAAGAUUCCUGUUAUGUUUCAAGGUAGCUUCAAGGGAGAGGAAUAUUGGUCCCCGAGCUUUCCCGCCGGCACAAAUCUCGUCUUUGAUGUGCACAACUACUACUUCGCCGGCCGGCCUACCGACUCUGUCAACGUUUCUUCCGUGAUAUGCUCGGACGCAAAAUAUUCUGGCGGCGAUGGUAAAUUCCCAGUAUUUGUCGGCGAGUGGUCGAUUCAGACCGCUUCCGACAACUUGUUUUCGACUCGCAAGAAGAACUUGAACACGGGGCUUUAUGCAUUUGCAAAGUAUACCCGCGGUUCGGCUUACUGGACUGCCAAAUUCUCUGGUAACGCGAGCGUUGUUGGACAAGGUACUCAGGCGGAUUAUUGGAGCUAUGAGAACUUCAUUAGCCUUGGCUAUGUGGAUGCUGCUUCAGGCGCCCAGUACUGUUCCUGA
Molecule: messenger RNA, 1194 nt
Organism: Talaromyces amestolkiae
Lineage: Eukaryota; Fungi; Ascomycota; Eurotiomycetes; Eurotiales; Trichocomaceae
Exons: 1
Coding region: 1-1194 (397 amino acids)
Biological process (GO): glucan catabolic process
Cellular component (GO): cell surface; extracellular region
Molecular function (GO): glucan exo-1,3-beta-glucosidase activity
Source: RefSeq, a predicted model, not a curated record